AACUGCUAGAUUGCCCGCAGUUUAGAAUUGUUGGCGAAUCGAGAAAGAAGCAAUCGAGAGAGAAGAAGAAAAAAGUUCCAAGUCAAAGAAAAUAUAUUUCCAAGCGAAAAAAUUUAAACUGAGCAGCAGCAAAGGAAGCAAAUCGAAAUCGUGCGAAACUUAAAAAGCGAAUUAUCCUGAACCGGUAAAUACAAAAGAAGGGAAUAUUGUGGCACAGAGAAAAACAACGUUCCUCCCCUACCCUUUCUAAAGGAUAAGGAAGCACCAGCAUCCAUUAGUGUGCGAGAACGAUAGGCGCAAACUGAGAAAUAGUACGCACUUCACAACGAUCCACUUCAACCGCUUUAAGCGAGCGCACGUGUGCGUGAGUUUGCGCGUGUGUGUGCGAUUUGAGUACGAACACGCACGGCAAAAUUGUCUACAUCGCGAGAGCAAAAUUUGGAUUUCGAUUUCGAUCGACGAUAAAACCUUACAUCCUUCCUCCUCCACGGCUCAAAAUCGCCAAAGCAGAUUCAGCAGACUCUUUGGUUAGAGUUUUGUGCUACACGAGAGAGAGCGAGAGAGGAUUUCUUCCAGAGCUUGUUUUGUUGGGUUAAGAUUGAUCGCGUUUCCGGAACACACGUUUCUUCUAGGGGAGAAGAAUUUGAAGAAGAAAAAAAAUCAUACAUUACUAUUACCUGUGCAAUCAUAUUGUAUACGCGGACGUGAAGAGCAAUAGAUCACCCGCUCCCGGUCGUGUUAUUAUAAAAAAAAAAACAGUGUGUGCUUAGUGAGAGGUUAACGUGCGCAAAAACAUAAACAUUGAAAAAUACGUUACAAGCACCCCUUCACACACUCACUCUAUUGCACGUGAAAGCCGGCUUGCAUAGCAGAGCAAGGUACGGUGUGAGAAUAAAAGACUUUUUUAAUUUAUUUACGUUUGAUAAAGCAGCAAGUGUGUGUGCGUGUGUGUGUGGAGAAGCGCUAAAUGUGUAGCGAAGAAAGCAGGUCGAACACGGCGAACAUAAAAAGGAUUGGUGGUUUCAAGCGAAGGUGAAGAAAAGUGCCCCCGGGGAAAAAAAGAGAAAGAUCAGAUUGAAAGCGUAGAAAAUACAUUCUUCCUACAACAAUAAUAUACGUAUAUACAAACACACAAAAUCACAAUCACACGAUAAAGAAACACAUUUCAACAGAACGUGGCGAUUUGUGUGUAUGUGUGGCGUUUCGGCGCACCCGCUGUGAAGCAGGGAGAGAAGGCAGACACGAGGAGACACCAACCAAGCAGAUGCUGUCGGCUGCGUAGCUAAGAACGACAAACGGGCAUCAAGUGAUUAACAUUAAACGAAAAAAUUGUGAAUAUUAGAUCGGUAGUGGCUUUAGGCAGUAAGUGUGUGGGUAUAAGGUGAAAGCUGUAAUUUUAAGUGCAAAACAAAACCCCCGGUACCCGAACCCCGGCAGCGGCGGCGUAGGUGUGUCACGUAGUCAAAAAGCAAAGGUUAAGAGGAGACUCGUCUUGCGAACAAAGAAAACAAAAUCGGAAGCAGAAUAAUCACACCACAACCCCUGUGUUGAACCCCACCGUGUGGCGCAAAUGGGUACAGUGUAAAAUAUUGCUAAUACUUAGUACUACUAUUACUACUACUACUACUAUUACCACUACUACGGCAAGUCAUAAUUGUUUUCGGUUUAUCGUUUUUAAACUGAAACUAUCAGCAGCAAAUACCGGCAAAACAUUAGUCUACUUGUAAUUUCGUGCGAAAGGCAAAGCAAAUUGGUGCGCCUGUGUGUGUGUGUGGUGCACAAAAAAUAGGAAAAUUUCUAUUGUUCAAAAAGUAGAGCGAGAGUGAACGGAGUUUAUAAAAGAAUCAAGAGCUAAAAGUCAACUUGUGUCAGCGUCAUGAUGACUGAAACGUUGAAUUCGAAUAAUCAUCUCAGCCAGAAAGGCGAGAACAACAAAGUUGGUGACAUGGGAUGGAAGGCCAAACUUAAAAUACCGCCCAAAGAUACUAGAGUUAAGACUAGUGAUGUUACUGAUACCCGAGGAAACGAGUUCGAGGAGUUCUGCCUGAAGCGGCCGCUGCUGAUGGGCAUCUUCGAGAAGGGUUGGGAGAAACCGUCCCCGAUCCAGGAGGCGGCCAUCCCGAUCGCCCUGGUCGGCAAGGACAUCCUGGCGCGGGCGAAGAACGGCACCGGCAAGACGGGCGCGUACAGCAUCCCUGUACUGGAGCAGGUCGACCCGACCAAGGACUACAUUCAGGCACUGAUCAUAGUGCCGACGCGCGAGCUGGCCCUGCAGACGUCACAGAUCUGCAUCGAGCUGGCGAAGCACAUGAACAUUCGCGUCAUGGUGACGACCGGUGGAACCAACCUGAAGGAUGAUAUCAUGAGAAUUUAUCAGAAAGUGCAAGUGAUCAUUGCCACGCCCGGCCGUAUCCUCGAUCUCAUGGACAAGGAGGUGGCCAACAUGUCCCAGUGCCGGAUGCUAGUAUUAGACGAGGCGGACAAGCUGCUGUCGCAGGACUUCAAAGGCAUGCUGGAUCAUGUCAUAAUGAGAUUGCCAAAGGAGCGCCAGAUCCUGCUGUUCUCCGCGACAUUCCCACUGAGCGUGAAGAACUUCAUGGAGAAGCAUCUGCGCGAUCCGUACGAGAUCAACCUGAUGGAGGAGCUGACGCUGAAGGGCGUCACGCAGUACUACGCGUUCGUGCAGGAGCGCCAGAAGGUGCACUGUCUCAACACGCUCUUCUCGAAGCUCCAGAUCAACCAGUCGAUCAUCUUCUGCAAUUCGACGCAGCGUGUCGAACUGCUCGCGAAAAAGAUUACCGAGCUGGGCUACUGCUGCUACUACAUCCACGCCCGCAUGCAGCAGGCCCACCGGAACCGGGUGUUCCACGACUUCCGGUCGGGGCUGUGCCGGAAUCUGGUCUGCUCCGAUCUCUUCACUCGUGGUAUCGACGUACAGGCUGUGAACGUUGUAAUUAAUUUCGAUUUCCCCAAGAUGGCAGAGACCUACCUGCACAGAAUCGGUAGAUCCGGACGCUUCGGACAUUUGGGUAUCGCCAUCAAUCUAAUCACCUACGAGGAUCGUUUCGAUCUUCACCGCAUUGAGAAGGAGCUGGGCACGGAAAUUAAGCCCAUCCCGAAGGUGAUCGAUCCGGCACUGUACGUACCGCGGCCGGAUGAUCCUAACAGCACGCAAGAGGAGCAAAACGUCAGUAAAUAAGUAAGAAGAACGAAGGAGAAGGAGGUGGAGAAGGGUGAGAAGGGUGAGCUGAGUCGUGGCGUGUGUGAUAUAUAGAAUGUUGGUGUGAAGAAUGGUGCGCGCAGGGGCGUACCAAGAACGGAGAAAACAUUUAAUUUUUGCACAGAGCGAGAGAGAGAGACAGAACGAAGAAGAAGAGAAGGAAGGUGUGGUGGUUCUGAAAGGUUUUGGAAUAUCGGGAGAACGAAAGGCAGGGGAAGCGAGAAGAGGAAGGAGAAGAGAAAUGAAGUGUACAAACUACAAACACACAACACAGCAAACGUACGUCGCACAGAGUAGGAAAUGUGUGAAGAGAGAAAGCCAAAUAAGUCGAAGAAACGUUUGAUGAGCCGGAGCAUUCUAAUGUAAGUCUUUUCGUUAUCAUCAUGAAUGCCAGAAAGCCAAGGUAUGUGCGCGUGUGUGUACCGUACGGUGCUUGCGCACUUUAAACAAUGAGGAAAAGCAGAUAUUUUACAGAACCUAAAUUAGAACAAUGUUAACAGAACACAACAACGUACACAGAGAGGCAAUAGAGAGGCGGUGGUGUGUCUGCCCCAGGGUGUUGAAAGAUCGAAGGAGAACAAAAAGGUCAAGAAUCAUUCAGACGUCGUCAUCACUUUUCUUAAGGCCAGAGCAAAGCUUCUCGCCAUCGUACAGAAGAAGCACCGCACCGGCAAAUUUUCAGUAAGCUAUCGUGCAAUCGAAUCGUGAAAGUUCUCGCUAUUGCUUUUCUCAACAACAAUGCCUUUGAGAUUGCGCUAGUCGCGUGUAAACUAAAGAUAUGAUGUUUUCCUCCUUUCCUAAUGUUGGAAUGAACUUUUAUUCCUCUUUAGAGAAUGCGAGGAAAUGUCAUUGGGACAGUGUUGCACACUUCUGCAGAACACGAGGAGCGGGUAAAAUAAUACCGGGUACAUGCUGCUUGUUGUGUACUUUUUUUUUUUUUGGUUGGGUUGCGUGGACAAAACGAACACCACCGUGUAAGAGCAAUCCAGAGUUUCCGCGUUCUGUCCUGUCCAAUUCGAGCUCUAUGUGUGAUAAUCAGGCUCGAUUCUAGGCGACGCAAGAAGAGUCUCAGAGGCAUUUGUUAGGGAAGAGUAUUGAACUCUUUUGACAAAAUUCACCGCGCGCAUACUGAGGGAGGCGGAUCGUUUGCGUACAGGGCAGGCACACAGGGGGGCGUUAGAACCGUUACCUACGUGACGUGUAGUGCCCGAACGUUCUCUGCUGUGUAUAGCGAUUCAUCGUCAUCACAUCCAAACGAUUGCAAUUACUUUUUACGUAUAUCGACUUUUUCUAUCGAUGUUGGAGAGCGUAAGAAAUUGUGUGUGAUUGCAUUUUUUUGUUGUUGUUGUCGUGUGAAACAGGCAAUCGUCAUUCGGUGUCGUUGCUCAAAACGUUAGAGAACACUUUCUAUCCCGAUUAUAGGCCAACAGACGAAUGCGUAUUUAUUCUUACCACACAUCAUCAGGUCAGGUGUACAUCAUUCCUCUCUUCGUUCCCCCGUCCCCGUAUCGUUCUUUGUGUCUCCCAUAUUCGGUACCAAAAUCAUAAAACAAAACCAUUAUAUCAUGCAUUAUCAGCUACUACUACUACAGCCAAGCGUAGAGAGGGAGGAAGGUGGGAAGCCAGCAAAGGAAAAGCGUGAAAAGCGCAGUAAGGAGUAAACCGAUCAGUCUGCGCGUGUGUGUGGGCUCCCUGUUGAGCGCGCAGAGGCAAAUUUGGAAAACAAAACUGCGGGAAGCAAAAGCACAGCAGGGGAAAGGAUGGAUUUUUAGAAUGUGAUGAACGAAGAAGCGAAUGAAACGUUUCUGUGGAAGGGAUGAGAAUAUAGUAGGCAGACAGAGGGAAAACCGUAUACAACAAACGUGGUUACAAUAGCGUGGGAAGAAAUCAGGAAUUCUUGGUUUGAUAAGAUUAUGUUCGAAUCGGAAUGUGAGUCAAACGGCUAAUACUACAAAAUGGAGGAAAUUGUUUUGGACGCA
Messenger RNA from Anopheles gambiae (African malaria mosquito), 5199 nucleotides. RefSeq names its product ATP-dependent RNA helicase me31b (gene me31B). The transcript has 6 exons. Gene Ontology annotation, biological process: P-body assembly; cytoplasmic stress granule assembly. The coding region runs from base 1877 to 3199 and encodes 440 amino acids. Gene Ontology annotation, cellular component: P-body; cytoplasmic stress granule. Lineage: Eukaryota; Metazoa; Arthropoda; Insecta; Diptera; Culicidae. Gene Ontology annotation, molecular function: mRNA binding; ATP binding; RNA helicase activity. The record is from RefSeq and is a predicted model, not a curated record.